AUGGGCGGAGAAUUCGAGCCCUUGAAGAAUGACCUCCUGCUGAGGGCAGCUUGGGGUCAGGAUGUCGAGCGAACGCCCGUCUGGAUCAUGAGGCAGGCUGGCCGCUACCUCCCCGAGUACCACGAAGCCAAAGGCAACCGCGAUUUCUUUGAGUGCUGCCGCGAUCCCGAGGUCGCAUCGACCCUCACGCUCCAGCCCAUUGAGCGCUUUGAAGGCCUCCUCGAUGCCUCGAUCAUCUUCUCCGACAUCCUCGUCAUCCCGCAGGCCAUGGGCAUGACCGUCGAGAUGAUCGACAAGAAGGGCCCGCACUUCCCUCAGCCUCUGACCUCGCCCGACGACGGCCAAUACGAAAAGGUCCUCAAGAAGCAAGUGGACGUUGCUGCAGAGCUAAGCUACGUCUACAAGGCCAUCACGUUGACCAGGAGGAAGCUGAGAGGACGUGUGCCUCUGAUCGGCUUCUGCGGUGCCCCAUGGACCCUGCUCGGGUAUAUGGUGGGCGAUGCAGGCUCAAAGACGUACAAGGAGAGUAAAACAUGGAUCUAUCGCCACCCCAACGAGGCCAAGGCGCUAUUACAGAAGAUCUCCGAAAUAUGUGUUGAGUAUUUGGCCUUACAGGUUAAGGCGGGAGCCCAGGCGAUCCAAGUGUUUGAUUCAAACGCUGGAGAGCUGUCUCCUGCUGCGUUCAAGGAGUUCAGCGAACCCUACUUGGCGUACAUCGCAAAGCAUCUGCCAUCGAAGCUCCAGGAGAUGGGUCUGGAACGCGUACCCAUGAUCGUGUUUCCCAAGGGCGCCACCGCCAUGCUUGACUCGGUCUGCAACAUCGGCUACAACGUCGUUGGAAUCGACUGGUUGGUCGACCCCGAAGAAGCCGUCAAAAUCCGUGGAAACAGGCCCAUUGUGUUCCAGGGCAACGCGGACCCUGCCAUUCUCUACGGCACACACGAGAACAUUACCAAGACUGUCGAGCACAUGGUCAAGGGAUUCUUCGGUGGCGGCAAGAAGGGAUGGAUUGGCAACCUCGGCCAUGGUAUCACCCCCUUUGUGAAGCCUGACGAUCUCAGAUUCUAUUUGUCGGAAAUUCAACGAUUGACCAAGUCUUGA
Molecule: messenger RNA, 1101 nt
Organism: Neoarthrinium moseri
Lineage: Eukaryota; Fungi; Ascomycota; Sordariomycetes; Amphisphaeriales; Apiosporaceae
Exons: 5
Coding region: 1-1101 (366 amino acids)
Biological process (GO): heme biosynthetic process
Cellular component (GO): cytosol
Molecular function (GO): uroporphyrinogen decarboxylase activity
Source: RefSeq, a predicted model, not a curated record